Messenger RNA from Microdochium trichocladiopsis, 1297 nucleotides. RefSeq names its product mitochondrial carrier domain-containing protein. Lineage: Eukaryota; Fungi; Ascomycota; Sordariomycetes; Xylariales; Microdochiaceae. Gene Ontology annotation, biological process: transmembrane transport. Bases 177 to 1193 code for a protein of 338 amino acids. The record is from RefSeq and is a predicted model, not a curated record. The transcript has 5 exons.
UAGGUCGUUCUCGCCUCGACUUGCCAUCCUUCGCCUCGAACGAUCCAUUAUACUUGCGUCAUUUGCGGACUCUACUUCCUUUCACCGUGCAGCAGGAGGGCCAGGGCCGAUAUUGCCAGAGUGUUGUUCGGAUUUGAGAGCCGGCGCGCAGUCCCAAGACGCAGGAUAUUCUUACAAUGGCCACACAACCCCCCGAAAGCUCCGCCGAGCAGAAAUAUGUGCCGCAGGACGCGCCCCCGACACCCAGCUUCCCCCAGCUUCGCGACUUUGUAUCACAACCAGUUGUCGCAUCGUUCUGCGCUGGCGGUGUUGCGGGUGCCGUCUCGCGGACUGUAGUCUCACCACUCGAGAGAGUCAAGAUUUUGUUUCAGGUCCAAAGUCCUGGGCACAGUGAAUACAAGAUGUCGGUUGGCAAGGCGCUCGCCAAGAUGUGGAGGGAAGAGGGCUGGAGGGGGUUCAUGGCAGGCAACGGCACGAACUGCAUCCGCAUCGUUCCGUACUCCGCUGUUCAGUUUGGCAGCUACAACUUAUACAAAAGGCAUUUCUUCGAAUCGUACCCGGACGCUCCUCUGAACUCCCUUCAACGGCUUAUCUGUGGCGGUAUCGCUGGUAUCACAUCAGUCGUGUUCACAUAUCCGCUUGAUAUUGUUCGGACGCGGUUAUCAAUUCAAUCAGCGUCGUUCGCUGCGUUAGGCAAAAAGGAGGGUACUAAGCUUCCGGGCAUGUUCCCGACUCUUGUCGCCAUGUACAAGACGGAAGGGGGCCUUGCGGCGUUGUAUCGGGGGAUAAUACCAACAGUGGCGGGCGUGGCGCCUUACGUUGGGCUGAACUUUAUGGUCUACGAGGUUGCCCGCAAGAGACUUACUCCCGACGGUGACAAGAACCCAAGCGCUGUGCGCAAACUCCUCGCCGGUGCGAUUGCUGGUGGCGUUGCGCAGACGUGCACAUACCCCUUCGACGUUCUUCGACGACGAUUUCAAAUCAACACCAUGUCAGGGAUGGGCUACCAGUAUAAAUCGAUAGGCGAUGCCAUCAAGACGAUAGUGGCGCAGGAGGGCCUCAAGGGUCUUUACAAGGGUCUGUUGCCCAACCUAUUGAAAGUGGCUCCCAGCAUGGCUGCCAAUUGGCUCAGCUUCGAGAUGACACGGGACUUCCUCGUCGCACUGAGAGCUCCGGAACCGAUAGUCCUAUGAAAGAAAUGAACAGAAACGGGAACGGGAACCUUCACUGGUUGGAAAAUUACGGAUGCAGGACGUAGACGAUAAACCUGGUCAGGUGCGAGAAGCCGUACAAGCUC